GUCCAGGGCAUGUCAUUCAUCGCUGCUGUGCUCAUCCUUAACCUGGAGGAGGCCGAAGCCUUCAUCACCUUCGCCAACCUGCUCAAUAAACCCUGUCAGAUGGCCUUCUUCAGAGUCGACCACGAGCUGAUGUUGAAGUAUUUUGCAGCCUUUGAGGUUUUCUUUGAGGAGAAUCUGCCUCGUCUCUUCAGCCACUUCCAAACCAACAACCUGACCCCCGACCUCUAUCUCAUCGACUGGAUCUUCACUCUGUACAGUAAGUCCCUCCCUCUGGACGUGGCGUGUCGGGUGUGGGACGUCUUCUGCCGGGACGGAGAAGAGAGCUUGUUUCGGACGGGACUGGGUAUCCUGCGUCUGUUCGAGGAUGUCCUGCUCCAGAUGGACUUCAUCCACAUCGCUCAGUUCCUAACCCGCCUGCCGGAGGACCUGCAGUCACACACACUCUUCACCGCCAUGGCCAACACGCACAUGAUCAGCAGAAACCGCCGCUGGGCUCAGGUGUUUUCUGCAUUGAUGAAAGAUGGAAAUAAAGAGAUGGACAAAAACAACAGCCCGGCUUUGAGAAGCUAACACUAGCUAACCUUGACGCUAAUGCCAACAUUCUUCAAACUUGAACUCAGCGGAGGCUAGCUGUGAAGCUUGAAGCUACGUAGCCCAAAGCUCUCACUCCAGAGGCUUAGCUGCGGAGCUUGAAGUGAGCACGAGCCAGCCAGGAAGAUGGGAGCUGACGUCAUAUGCUGAACGAGCCUCCAACAAACACGAGCUGAGCUGAGAUGAGACGAGAUGUGCAGGAGAAGGAAGAAGCGGCUCUGGCGUUUCCCGAAAUCUGUGUUGGAACCACAACGGGAAACCAGAGCGGUUGGUUACUUUCUAAACUCUAACAGCCAUUGUCAGUAUUUCACCAGACAGAUUACACUUUUGGAGAAGCAACUGGUUGUUUCUGCAGCAGUGUCACUAUUGUAUUGUACCAGCCUACCAAGACUGGAAAAUUCAAACUGACUUUCAGAUCACAUUAUGUGUUAUAUCCCCAGGCCAGCUGGGAGGGAAAGCCCAAACGGUUUGUGGCAAUUCCGCCUCCAUGUUGGGUCACAAACACCACUAACACUGAGCAUUACGCCCUGUGUAAUUCUCAAAGACUCAAAUUCUAAUUUUCGGUGCUAAUGAUUUUCUAAAAGUUUCAAAAAAAAAAGAAAAAAAAAAAGACCCCUGUGGUUUAAAUAUUAAUGUAGGGUCCUUGUGGUUUUGACUUCACACUAUUAUUCAUUUGCUGCAUUUUUAGCUUGAACCAGGCCUCUGGAUCUAAAACUGGUGGGAAUCUGUAGUAGCAUGGCUGAUGCUAAUGUCCCUGGUUGCAGCUGAGAAAUCAGCCUCCCCUCCUAGCUUAUCAUAUUUUCACAUAUUGACAAAAGAACAAACAAACAAUGGGACGUUUGGAAGCAAAACUCGAGGGGGAAAAAGUGCGCGGACAUAAUAAUUUUGUACAUUGUAGUCUAUCUAAUCAUUACGUAGGACUCAAAUAAUAAUACACAUCUCAUUAGUGAUCCUAAUUAAGUUCAUGCAGACUGUGAGUAAUUAUUUUGUGGUUUUUAUGUUUUAUAGGAAAUUAUUACACGGUCCGCUGGGCUCAAGAAGUCUUUUCUACAUGUAUUAAAUAAUUUCAAAUGUUAUCCUGAAUACAAAAAUGGGACGGUGAAUAUCGAAGUUCACCGUCACUGCUGGUGUUUAACCGGGCAGAUUAUUUUUAGAUGUUUUAGAGUAAAAAAUAAAACAUCUGGUCUGUAUCCCGUUUACCACAGUUGGCGACUCGUCAACAUGAAUUCAUGAAAUGUGGAUUCAUAUCCAAAUGGUCAAAAUUCUCCGUACAAAUCUUUACUGAGCCAACAGUAAAUGAAGAUGUGUGUAAAUGUAGAAGUGUGGGGCCAUCGCAGUUCUCAAUCAGUGUUUCAGAGAUUUACACUCAGAGCACUUUAGAAAUGCAGCACUGAAGCUACAUCACGAACACUGGCUGCCAGAGGUGCAAAAUACUUUCAAACCAAAUUAAGGGGCAUUAAGUGACUCGUUGUCCGUCAGUGGUUAGAGGGAAUUAAACUAGACUGCCAUGGUUUCCAGUUAGGGUAGAUUAGAUAACACAUAGGCAUCACGCAGAACGCAGCAACAAUACUGGCUUGGCUUUCAGCUUUUACUAGUUUCUGCUUGAGAAUGAAGCUUUUUAUUCGUGGCAUUCUUCUCGCUCGUUUCAUCGUCUGUGAAAAUGCAAAAAGAAACUUCAGCAACAGACUGAAAUUUUAAUCACUGAACAGCUCUCGUACACACAGCAUUUCCAUAUGAGGAAAUAAAAAGUUUAGUAUUAUUCCCGUGGGAGAUUGCUUAUAUACUUGAUUCUAACACCAGAAUAUCUUCCUCUAGAACUUCAGAUUGUGACUAAAGGUAACUCCUCCCAUGUUUCCUCUGUUGUUAUGUUCUGUUGACAGUCUGCUGACUUUAUUUCACGUCCUAAUAUGCUGCCCCCACUGUUUAUUGGCGUAACUGCAAAGUUAAAGUAAUUAGCCAAUUUAAUUAAUUAACUAACAGCUAUUUUUAAUAAUUACACAAACAUUCUCUGAAUCCAGCUUCUUAAAUGUUUUUCUGCUUCUGUUUAUAUUAUAUUAUUGUAAAAUGAAUUUUACACUGCUAGAUGGAUAAAACAUAUCCAGACAUCAUGCUGGGUUCACAUUCACAGAAAAUUGUUCCAUUAAUUGAGAAAACUGCCAAAUCUAAUGAUAAUGAAAAUAAUAAGUUUUAUGCGGUCAUUUUAUGAUGUGGUCAUUGAAAGCAACAAAGAUCAGCCUGUGUUGAAGCCCCGAGUGAUUCCCUGUAUGAGUGAUCUCAAUCUGGAUUAUAAUCCAGUAAACACAGUAUGUCGCCCUGUCAGGGCCUGUUGUGGCCUGUUGAAGUGCUUUACGUCACCUCUGUCUCUGUCUCUGUCUCUUUGUGUUUUAACACUCCUUUGAUUUACACACACUAUAAAUGUAACCUUGACCUGCAUUUCAUCCCUACCUCUUGAUAACACACACACACACACACACACAACUAAUGAUACUUUCCACUUAACCACCAGCAGAUGCGCGGGCCUUAUAAAUGUGGACCAACAGCCGCUUUGUAGUGUUAAAGCAGAAACCUCACUGUAGACAGCGGGCAACCCUGGAGGAAGAGAGAGGAAGAGGAGGUGGUAGAAAGAAACAAGAGACACAAGGGGAGACACAAAGUGCACAGCUCAAAAAAAUCAAAAGGAUUUUUAUGUAUGUUUUAAGCUUCACCCCCCCUUAUUUAAUGAAACUAGUUAUCGAUGCCAUUUCUCUUUCCUGUCCACAAUAAUUACCCAGUUCUUUUAUUAUUUUAACACACCAUCACACACACUGCAGUAGAAAAGAGCAACAGGACAGCGAGCGAUUGCUGUCGCUGUUGUGUAGAGCCAUAAAAUGGAAACUGACAGUACUUUGAGAAGAGUUUGAGCGAAGACAGCGAGCGUCAGAACGAUCGAUGAGGAGAGACAGUUAGACCUUUUCCUCCAGGUUGCUUCUUCUCUGGUGAUUUUUUCUGCAUCGUACCAGUGUUACACACCAAAUGACUCCAUAAGUAGGGGUUUGUUGUACAUGAACCGACCAGAAGCCAGUAUGCAAGAGUACAAGAUGACAAACUAGUUGGUAUCAGUGUUGUUUUAGGGGGAGAAACUCACCAUCCAGCUGUAUUGUAUGUGUUUGUAUGAACUGCCAAACGCUGUGUUCAUUGUAGAAGUGCUGUAGAUUCAGUGGAGGUGAUACAUAACUAAAAGUCUUAUUUUACACUAAAUGUAAAAUGUAAUCUGUCUCAGCCAUUUAGGAAGUUAACUGAGGAAGUUGACUAAAGUGUUAAUGGAGCACUUAGCAAUAAAGAUAGAGACUGGGAAUUAAUUCAGGUUAUAAAUAAAUUUUUCCCAGAUGGUCAGUAAUUACAGCCAUUCCAAGCAGUAUGAUUUCAUACAGUUACAGUCCCAUUAACUCUAAAGUCACAUAAUAAAAACAUGCAUCACCCAACGCAUGUUCUUCAAGUCUACGGACAAUUGAACAAGUGGCCUUCACUGGUUCCUCAGUUAGAAACUGCACUUUCUGGUCUAUUUCAGAUUCUCAAGGCGACUGAGGUUAUUGCUGAUAGAUAAUAACUACUACAUUCUGCAAACUUUCAAAACACCUCCAGUGGGUCUACACACUUCAGUUCCUUUCAUAAUGAAUCAUAGAAGGCAAGAUGAAAGAAAUUAGCACUUUGUGAACAUUUUUUGUUUUUACAGGUACACUAAUUACAAGAUGCUCAAUAAUGAACUUGCAGUAAUGCAGAGAAACAAAUCUUUUUCCAUUAAGGUGAUUUCUCAUUAUUACUAACAUCAGUUUGCAGGUAAUAGUUAAUUAACAGGUUUCUUUGCCAGGUUUCCAUCUUAAACCUUUUUUUAACCUCAAUAACAAAACUCUGGUAUCCACAAGCAAAUCAGAUGGACUAAUGUGACCAACGUGUGGUUCAUUUUUGUAUGAAAACACUUUCUGAAUCCCUGUUCUCAACACAUCUGUGAGUUUGGGGCAACACAAGUUUACAAUGAAGUAAAUGAAGAGCGUAUUUUAUUCUAGAGGGGUAAUAACCUUUUAUCUCCAAACUGUCAACAGCCUGGUCUGUUACAGCCUGAUGGACUGUUGAUGGAUCCUGAGAAGGUUUCCUAACCUGAAAAAUAUUCAACCCUUAAAUAGAGAAUGGAAAUGGAAAUGGACAAAGUUGGAGUUACAUGGUUCUUAGAUAGCAAUAUCUAUUUGCCACCCAAAAAUCCAAUGUUGACAACAUUGAAUUUAAAAAGGAACUCUGAGUUUUAAUAACAAACAAUUUCUGAUUUUAAAUUUUGUCUUUGUUUGGAACAUGUGUAAGGUUGUGGGUUAAACAACAUGCAUGUUUUAAUAGCAACAAGGCCUUUUUUUAAAUGACAGAUAUUUUUAAAGUGAGCCUGUAGAUUGUUAUGGGUUUGUUCCAGUAUUAAUGUACACAAUACACUAUUUGAGUAUUUGUUGUCACGUCAGUUAAUUACAAAUAUUCGGUUUGUGGAAAACAGUUUUUACCAUAAUGCUUAACGAAAAACAAAGUAAAAUCAAAUCAAUUUUAAUAGUGUUACAAAUCAUGAGUUAAAGCUGCAGUAGGUAACUUUUAUAAAAAUAACUUUUUGUCAUAUUUGCUGAAAACUUUCACU
Messenger RNA from Morone saxatilis (striped sea-bass), 5239 nucleotides. Its product is annotated as TBC1 domain family member 12-like. The record is from RefSeq and is a predicted model, not a curated record. Lineage: Eukaryota; Metazoa; Chordata; Actinopteri; Moronidae.